Molecule: messenger RNA, 1864 nt
Organism: Cladophialophora immunda
Lineage: Eukaryota; Fungi; Ascomycota; Eurotiomycetes; Chaetothyriales; Herpotrichiellaceae
Exons: 2
Coding region: 512-1522 (336 amino acids)
Source: RefSeq, a predicted model, not a curated record
UGUGAGAGCGCAUCAUAUCAUGCGCCUUUGCAUCUCUAUGCCCUGUUGACGAGGCGACGAUGGAUCCAGCCCCGAUGCGCCAGGAUGAUCGGUGCCUGCGCAUUCGGUGUCCUGCGACAUAUCAAAACCCUGGCACGGAGUCACCCCGGAACCAAACAGAAGCAUGGGUGCAAGGGGGUUUCUCCUAAAGUCAAUGCAGGGUCGAUCUCCUGAUGUGUUCUAUCUCCGGCGACGCGCAUUACCUGUCACCAGAAUACGAAGUAUGAGGAAUCCGUCAUCCAGGAUCAUGUCCCACACACCUGCAAAGUCUUUGACAUAUAAGCACGAAGCGCCCUUGAACUGCAAGGACAUUUUGCAAUCUGCCCGCCCAUUCUGCAUUUCUUCCUGCGUCUUCCUCGGCGACACCGCACAUCUACUUCAUCAAACCCCGCCUCCAGAGUAGUGAUUGGCAUCUCUCUUCACCAGACGGUCAAUACCCAACAGUCCUUAUCCCUCUAACCUCGUCGCCGAAAUGCUGUACAAACUGCGCGCCCUGUGGUCCCAAUCUUUUGGACUGCCCGCGCCAACUCUCACAGAGAAGAACCUCCCCGAUCAAACAGGCAAGGUCUAUCUUAUCACUGGAAGCAAUACUGGGGUUGGAUAUCAAGUUGCCAGCAUCCUCUACGCUCACAACGCCAAAGUCUACGUCGCCGCGCGCACAGAGUCAAAGGCUCUAGCCGCCAUCGACUCCAUCAAGGAACAACAUCCUAAGUCCCAAGGCAAGCUCGAAUACUUGCAUCUGGACUUGUCCGACUUGAGCACUAUCAAAGCCAGUGCCGAGGAUUUUCUGUCUCGCGAAGACAAGCUGCAUUGGCUGGAUAACAAUGCUGGCGUGAUGAUCCCUCCGCAGGGGUCCAAGGGCGCCCAGGGCAUGGAUCUGACAUACCAAACAAACAUCCUUGGCCCGUUCCUAUUCACGAAACUACUCCUCCCCAUCCUCAAGCGCACCGCAGCGGACGAACCCAAGGGCACCGUGAGGGUCAGCUGGGCGGGCAGCCUAGCUGUAGUUCUACAGAGUCCCACGAACGGGGUGCGCUGGAAGAAGGGUGCAGAUGGGAAAGAGACAUUGGAUGAUGCGAACAGCAAUACAUUUACAUAUGGCGUGAGCAAAGCCGCAAAUUAUUUCUUCGGGACCGAGUUUGGGAAACGAUAUGGUGUCAAAGAUGGAGUUCUUCACAGUUCAUACAACCCUGGCAACCUUGCAUCCGACCUCCAACGACACGCCAACGACCAAUACCCCGCCUGGGCGCGAUGGCUUCUGCAAAAAUUGCUCCUGAACCCCGUAAUCUUCGGCGCAUAUACCGAGAUCUAUGCCGGUCUAUCCCCGGACUUGACUUUGGACAAAGAUCAAGGCGGUUAUAUCAUUCCCUGGGGUCGCAGAGGCUCGGUCCGCUCGGAUUUGAUUGCGGAGGCGACGAAGGAGAACGGAGAGGCCAAGAAGCUGUUUGACUGGUGUGACGAGGUGACGAAAGAGUUUGCAUAGGUCAACUCGGUGCUCUCGUGGUCUUCCUUGCCUUGGGAAGUGCCUCACAGAACAAGAGACGCACCCUUUCUGGACAUGUCUAGCUGUUCUGAGUGGGACAGAGAGGUUUCGAUGGCUGUUUGAGGAUCCGGUGCAUCGGAGAGAGAGGUUCUGGACACAAGGCAUGGGGUGCUGCCUCUAUCGUUCGCACUGACAAGUAAGUUCAGGUGUCAGCGUGUGGAGUUGGACUUUGGACGGGGUUGUUUUGCAACUGUUGAGGAGGAAAAUAUGGGCACGGCAAUAUAUCUUGUUUGUUGAUUCAUUGGCAAUUACACAUCGUAUAAUUGAACUUAAUUCACAGCC